AUACUUCUUGUGCCUUCAGCUCCGGGAGGACAUUGCCUCAGGCCGCCUGCCCUGCUCUUUUGUGACGCAUGCCCUCCUGGGAUCGUACACACUGCAGGCUGAACUUGGGGACUAUGACCCAGAAGAGCAUGGCAGUCAUGACCUCAGUGACUUCCAGUUUGCCCCUACACAGACGAAGGAACUGGAAGAGAAAGUGGCGGAGCUGCAUAAGACCCAUAGGGGUUUAUCUCCAGCGCAAGCUGAUUCUCAGUUCUUAGAAAAUGCCAAGAGGCUUUCCAUGUAUGGAGUCGACCUGCAUCACGCCAAGGACUCAGAAGGAGUGGACAUCAAGCUGGGCGUGUGUGCUAAUGGGCUUCUCAUCUACAAAGACAGACUGAGAAUCAAUCGUUUUGCUUGGCCGAAAAUCCUGAAAAUCUCCUAUAAGCGCAGUAACUUCUACAUAAAAGUUAGGCCAGCAGAGCUGGAACAGUUUGAGAGCACCAUUGGCUUUAAACUGCCAAACCAUCGGGCAGCGAAAAGGUUAUGGAAAGUGUGCGUGGAACAUCAUACUUUCUACAGGCUUGUGUCUCCAGAACAGCCACCAAAGGCCAAGUUCCUGACCCUGGGCUCCAAAUUCCGCUACAGCGGCCGUACCCAAGCGCAGACCCGCCAGGCCAGCACCCUCAUUGACAGGCCGGCACCGCACUUUGAACGCACUUCUAGUAAGCGGGUCUCCAGUAGUCUAGAUGGAGCUCUGAUUGGUAUUGUGGACCGAAGUCUUACGAAGGAUUUUCCUGGCCUUGCUGGGGAGGUUUCAGCACGUGGCCCUGGAGCUGUGAGCCCUACUGUGGUACAAGAUGGUGGUGGCAGCAGGGACCUUAGAAGCCCAGCUAAAACCCCACAUGUGCAACUCACUGAAGGAAAGAAAAAUUCCUUGAGAGUAGAAGGGGAUAAUAUUUAUGUCAGACAUAGCAAUUUAAUGUUGGAGGUUUGUAUAAUUUAAGAAAACAACUCUGUCCUAAUGGCUGCCAGGCUGCUGUGAACGGGGGGUCACGCACAGGCUGGCUGGCUGGCAACUUUCAAGCACAGUGCACGAAAUGCAUGGGGAAAGUUCACCUUGGGAGUGCAUGUUACCAGUCCAACUUUGUUCUUUUAAAGUGGCUUAGGUAGGAAUAUAUCUACUCUAAGUUCUCAAAGUGACAACUGGGAAAAAAAAAAUUCUGUGUAAUCAAAUGAAUAACGUUUUUAUUCAUUAAUCUUGAAGUUCUGCAAGUAAACCUAUUUUCUCCUAAUGGGUUAUCUCCAGGGUUUAGAGUCUGAAGUAACAUGGUCCCAUCCUUAAUACACGUUCACCAGAACAAAUAUCUCUCGAUCUGGCAUUAAGUCAUUUGGCCCUGUGUCCACAAUUUUUUUUUUGGGGGGGGGGGGUUGCGAGAGAGUGCCAGAAUCCAUGCAAU
Messenger RNA from Kogia breviceps (pygmy sperm whale), 1436 nucleotides. The record is from RefSeq and is a predicted model, not a curated record. NCBI's taxonomy places the organism in Eukaryota, Metazoa, Chordata, Mammalia, Artiodactyla, Physeteridae.